CUAUCAUGAAAUCAGCUGCACUGUUUGCUGUCUUCCUUCUUGCACAGAUGGUGGCAAGUGAAGAAUAUAAAAUUCCUUUUACAUAUCAGCUUGGAGCAGGAUUUAUUCCUCACACUUUAGUAACAGUUAUUGCACAUGUGCCACCAAAUGCCAAACGGUUUACAAUCGAUUAUACAGACAAUGCAAAUACAAUCCUUUUUCAUUUCGACUCACGCUUUACGAGCAAUACUGUCGUUAUGAACACAAUGAACAAAGGGAAAUGGCAAAUAGAAGAAGUAAUUAAAAGUAACCCUUUCAAAAAGGGAGCAGAUUUUAAGCUUGAAUUUCAAUGCGAGGAAGACUAUUUCAAAGUUGUUUUGAAUGGUAAACUACUGCGACAAUACAAAGCCCGUGUGCAUCCUCUCUACCUUGUAAAGAAUAUACAAUUCAUUCACGACAUUAUACUGAAAAGUGUUAGUAUUGCUGCAAUGUAAUGUUGUAAGUUGUUAUGCUUAUGCAAAAUAAAACAAUUCUAAAA
Bombina bombina (fire-bellied toad) is the source of this 517-nucleotide messenger RNA. RefSeq names its product galectin-9-like. The record is from RefSeq and is a predicted model, not a curated record. Bases 6 to 473 code for a protein of 155 amino acids. Lineage: Eukaryota; Metazoa; Chordata; Amphibia; Anura; Bombinatoridae. Gene Ontology annotation, molecular function: laminin binding; carbohydrate binding; IgE binding. Gene Ontology annotation, biological process: neutrophil chemotaxis; negative regulation of endocytosis; eosinophil chemotaxis. Gene Ontology annotation, cellular component: immunological synapse; nucleus. The transcript has 5 exons.